Messenger RNA from Phragmites australis (common reed), 3315 nucleotides. Its product is annotated as KIN14B-interacting protein At4g14310-like. Bases 103 to 3150 code for a protein of 1015 amino acids. Gene Ontology annotation, molecular function: protein binding. Lineage: Eukaryota; Viridiplantae; Streptophyta; Magnoliopsida; Poales; Poaceae. The record is from RefSeq and is a predicted model, not a curated record. The transcript is spliced from 3 exons.
UGAAUCCAUUGUCCUCCUAAAUCCCAAAUCUCCAAUCAAAGCGACCAUUCCAAUCGUCUCCCCCAAUAUCCCCAAACCCUAACCCUGCAUCGUCGCCCCGCCAUGUCCGCCCGCCUCAAGGACCGCGGCGGCGGCAAGGCCGCGGCCUCCCGCCCGAUCACCCCCAAGCCCUUUUCCUCUUCGUCCGCCAGACGCCCGCCCGCCGCUGCCGGCAAGGAGAACCUCGCGUCCAAGCCAUCCAAGCCCACCUCCGCCGUGCGGUGGUCCACGUCGUCGAUCCCGCGGGCCAGCAGGAUCCCGAGCUCGGUGGAAUCCUCCAAGCUCGUUCCCACCCUCAGGGCGUCCGUGCUGCCGGGGAGGGCUUCCAUCGGGAAGGACCUCCUGGCGGGGGCGGGCUUGCAGCGGAGUGCGAGUGGUGGGAUCAGGGCUUCGUCUGUUGAGAAAGGGAGGAGGUCGGUGAGUUCUGUUGGAUCCAGUUCUUCGGAGGCUAGGAAAGGGAGUGGUGGCGCUGGCGCUGAUGACAUCGGCAGGAGAAAAGAGGGGUUUGAUGCGAAGGCCAAGGGGGUUGAUGAGAUAGACAGGAAAAGAGAUGGCUUUGAUGCCAAGGCAAAGCAAACUGAUGAGAUUUCCACGAAAAGGGAGAGCUUUGAUGCAAAGGCCAAGCAGAUCCGUGCGAAAAGAGAUAGCUUUGGUGUGAAUGUGGCGAAGCAAUGUGAUGAGAUCAAAGGGAAAACAGAGAUCUUUGACACUAAUGUGAAGAAGCAAAGUGAAAAGAUUGGUGGGAGAAAAGAUGGCUUUGAUCCGAAGGCAAAGGCAGGUGAUGAAAUCAGUAGGAAGAAAGAGGGACUCAAUAUGAAAUUGGUGAAGGAGAUCCAUCCAAGUAAAGCCGAUUCAGGAGAAGCUUCUUCCAAAGCUGCAGCCUUUUCUGCUACCCACAAGGAUGGCGAGGAAGGCAACAGUUCUGUCAUCCCAGUGUUCACUGUCCAUAUGGUGGACUCCAAUGAUGUCCCUGGUGGAGCGAGAGAACAACAGAAGAAUACUAAGGAUUGUAACAAGCAGGAAGAAAAGGGGAAAUUGGCAGACAAGAUUAGAGUUUUUGAGAAAGCUUCAGCAAGUGGUGAAGGAAGGCCAGCGAAAGCUUUGUCUGCUAUGAACAGGUACCCAAGCAAGCUUCAUGAGAAACUAGCUGUGUUGGAAGUGAGGGUUCAGAAGAUUGCUACCGAGAUCAAGAAAACCAAGGAAAUGCUGGAUGAGAACAACCCGGAUGAGCCAAAGCAGAUCUUGUCUAAUAUUCAGAAGGAAAUCAAUGCCAUUGAGAAGGCUAUUUCGCAUGUUAAGGAUGAUAAUAAGAUUCAGCUAGGCACUGCAGAUAGCAGUGACUGUUUGAGCUCUCAUGCUGAAAGGGCUGGAAAUAGUACAGUUGUGAAGCCAGAUGAUGUAAAGCAUGGUGGAAAAGGGAUGAAUACUGAUGAAUUGGAGGCGAGGUUCUUUCCACAUCACAAAUUGUUGAGGGAUCGUAGAUCAUCUACUUCUACUCAACAGGUGCCAUGCACAGAUCUGAAGAAAGAUUGUAAUGGAAAAAUAGAGCCUCGUGAUGAUGAGAACAGUAUAGCCAUGGAAUUUCUGGCUUCUUUAGAUGGUGAACAGAAUGACUUUUUCAAGGACCGUCGAGCUAAGAACUUGGAAAAGAACAUGAUAUGUGAAGUAGCAGAUGCCACCAGCAAGACAUCAAGCCAAGAUAGCUCAAAGAAUCCAGUUUGUUCAAAUCACACGGCGGAAAUUGAAUUGCUUGCUACAGAGAAACUAGAAGAGUUUGAUGAGCAAGAAAACAAGCCCUCAAUGAUGGUGCAGGAGGAAACUGAGGAGUCUUCCAAUGACCAAUUAUCAGGAAUUGGAAACAAAUCUUCAACAGGUGGAUGGUUUGUUUCAGAGGGGGAAGCUGUUCUUCUUGCUCAUGGAGAUGGCACAUGCUCAUACUAUGACAUUGCAAACCAUGAGUUCAAGACUGAAUACAAGCCUCCCGGUGUGGUAUCAAAUAAUAUGUGGGGUGAUUGCUGGUUGAUUCGUGCCCCAGGUGUAGAUGGAUGCUCUGGUAGAUAUGUUGUUGCAGCAUCAGCUGGCAAUGCAUUGGAGCCUGGGUUUUGCAGCUGGGACUACUAUACUAGAGAAGUAAAAGCAUUUCAUGUUGAAGAGGAGAUGUCACAUGCUUCUGCUCUGUCAUCCAGGGCUGUUCUUGGGCCUCUUUCUAAUGUAGGUCCAUCAAGAUCUAUCUCUGCAUUGCCAAAUGUAGAAAGACAGCAAUGGUGGUAUAGACCCUGCGGUCCUCUCCUUCUUUCUACUGCUAGCAAGCAAAAGAUGGUCACAGCUUAUGAUAUCCGUGAUGGUGAUGUAGUCAUGAAAUGGGAAGUGAACAACCCAGUAAUGGGAAUGGAAUACUCCAGCCCACUACAAUGGCAUAGCAAGGGAAAAGUAGUAAUUGCUGGGAGUGAGUCAAUAGGGUUGUGGGAUGUGAAUACGCUUAACCCACAACCCUUAUUAUCUGUUUCUUCUGGUAAGAAAGUGUACUGUCUUCAUGUGAAUAAUACUGAUGCUGAGGUGGGUGGUGGAGUUCGUCAAAGGGUUAGUUCAUCUGAAGUGGAGGGAAAUGAUGGUGUUUUCAGCACACAGGAAAGCGUAAAUGUAUUUGAUUUUCGUGUACCUGCUGGCAUUGGUCUCAAAAUCGCAAGACAUGGCGGUACGACAAAUUCAAUCUUCUCGCGGGGAGACUCGGUAUUUAUUGGUAGCACAGAAGGCAGGCUGCAAAUAAAAGGGGGGCUGAGAUCACGAGUUCAGCAAUACUCGCUGAGAAAGGGGAAGCUUGUUGCAACCUAUGAGUUACCAGAGUUCAAUGCUCAUAUUUAUCACUCUUCAAUAACUCAAGUAUGGGGCAAUUCAAACCUCGUCUUGGCUGCAUGCGGUAUGGGGCUAUUUGCCUUUGACACCUUUAAGGAAGACUUGCAGCCAACUUACAGCUUUGACCGUGGGAACACCAUUGGAGUGAGAGAGGCUAUUGGCCCUGAUAAUUUGUACUGCCCUACAUUUGAUUACACAUCGUCAAGGGUUCUUCUCGUCUCAAGAGACCGUCCAGCGCAUUGGAGGUACUUGUCAUAGCUAUCUAUUUAACAUGUGUUCGUGUGCAUCAUGUGUCAUGUAAUAUAUGUGCUUUAUUUAUGCUUCACCUCUGGUGUGUCAAGCUUCUUGCUUUCACUGUACUAGAAGAAAUUAUCUAGUAUUUUGCUCCCUGCAGCAUUUUCUAUCUUCUGUAACUUCGUUUUA